AUGGAGAACCUGUGUCCAUUGUAUCGGCCAGGGAUGCUCGGUUCACUUCUCGAUUUUAGAGGUGUUUACAGGAAGCUAUGGUUUAAGGAUGCAUGGGAUGCUCACCUUGCCUUGGUCAAGUUUGCUUAUAACAACAGUUGCCAUUCAAGUAUUGAGAUGGCUCCAUAUGAGGCUUUGUAUGGGAGGCAGUGUAGAACUCCUAUUUGUUGGAAUGAAGUGGGUGAUAAGAAACUGGAAAAAGUGGAUAGUAUCCGAGCAACAAAUGAGAAGGUGAAGAUGAUAAAAGAGAAGUUGAUCGGCUUCGCCGUAGCACAAUAUUGUCUGCUUUGGGCCCCUCUCUCUGCCCUCACGGUUUUGUCUCUGGGAGCUCAUGAGCAACUUCCCAGUGGGUAA
This is a messenger RNA of Prunus armeniaca (apricot), 393 nucleotides long. NCBI's taxonomy places the organism in Eukaryota, Viridiplantae, Streptophyta, Magnoliopsida, Rosales, Rosaceae. The record is from the annotation of a GenBank genome assembly.